UUAAGAACCAAGAUGCGUGAAAUUUGGCAUUACUCGGAGACACUACAAAACUGAAGCUGCUGCGGAUUAUAUGCAUUCGCGUUCAGAAUGUUGCUGUGGACACUUGUAUUGUGCUGGAGUUUGUCAUCGGGAAAUGUCGCAGAAUCCACGAUGAAACCGCUGCAUUACAAUCUAACCAUUCUCGCGCACUUGUUUAACCCAAUUUCGGACAGUCGGUACGAGGGCGUGAUGGCCAUCAAAAUGUUGUCGAAGCAGAGGAGCAAUACUAUUUAUUUGAACGCCCCCCGAGAGUUGAGCUUAAAUGUGAAGAAAACCUGGAUUGUGCGAUAUGCCAGUGGGGGCGAAUCGAUGUGAGGGAAAUACAAA
Molecule: messenger RNA, 366 nt
Organism: Drosophila ficusphila
Lineage: Eukaryota; Metazoa; Arthropoda; Insecta; Diptera; Drosophilidae
Exons: 1
Coding region: 88-354 (88 amino acids)
Source: RefSeq, a predicted model, not a curated record